Saccharomycodes ludwigii is the source of this 1224-nucleotide messenger RNA. RefSeq names its product RNA polymerase specificity factor (gene MTF1). The record is from RefSeq and is a predicted model, not a curated record. Gene Ontology annotation, biological process: transcription initiation at mitochondrial promoter. Bases 1 to 1224 code for a protein of 407 amino acids. Gene Ontology annotation, cellular component: mitochondrial matrix; mitochondrial DNA-directed RNA polymerase complex. NCBI's taxonomy places the organism in Eukaryota, Fungi, Ascomycota, Saccharomycetes, Saccharomycodales, Saccharomycodaceae. The transcript has a single exon. Gene Ontology annotation, molecular function: mitochondrial transcription factor activity.
AUGUCAGGGUCUCUUGUCCUCAAGAAUUUAAUUCAAGAUUGUAGAAAAUUGAAAAAAUCAUUUGGGUUUCAAUACAUUUGCAAUGAAGAAAUAUUAACUAAAGCCUUGAAUAAAUUGAAUUUACCUGCAAAAUACCCUAAGCCCAAUAGUACAAAAAUUUUAGAAAUUUACCCAGGUCCAGCUAUUCAAUCUUUAAUUACAUACAAUAUUUUAAAACCUAAACAGUACAUUUUAUUGGAAAAACACACAUAUUUUCAUAAUUUAAUAACAAAACAUAUAUUACUGAACAAUGAAUAUACCACUUCCAUCAAACCCACAUUUACAGGUUUAGAAUCGAUUGCUAAAAUAUAUACAUCAAAGGAUACAAAAAAUUAUCCCAAUUUACAAUUGACAGAUUUAAAUCCGUAUAACUGGGAAUCAUACUCCCAUAUUACAAAUUUUAAUGUGAAAACCAGUAAAACCGAAGAUCCUGAACACGCUAUAUUUUUACCAUCUACCCAAUCCUUUGAUAAAGUUCAUGAGGAAUUUUUAAUCCUAGGAAAUCUAACAGGAAAUGUCACAGCAACUGCCACAGGUGAAGCACUAUACAUGCAAUUGUUGUCCUGCAUCACAAGACAAAAUUGGUUACAAAGAUUUGGCCGUGUAAGAAUGGUCUUUUGGGUUUCGGAAGCAACUGCUCGCAAAUUGGUUACAUUUCCUGGCGAUAAGGCCAGAUCCAAAGCCAGUUUACUAUCAGAAACGUUUACUGAAACAAAAGUGGUGGCUUUGAGUAACAGCGCUCAAAUUAACCCUGAUGUUAAUAAACCAUGUUCGGCUUCCAUGUUUAACAAAAGGGUUAUAGAUAGAGAUGACCCAUACUUUUAUGAUGCAAAGAACAUGGACUUGAUUGAACCUAUAAACGGCGCAGUUCUUAAGAAGUGUGGAUUACCAGUAUUAAUAGAAAUUUCUCCCAAAUAUAAUACAGGUGAGAUCUGGGAUACUUGGGAUUAUGUCACUAAACACUUAUUGGUUUUAAAAACAAGACCGCUAGGCGAAUCUCUAAACUCUUUAGGCCCUGGUGCUUUUGAAUAUUUCAAUAGAGUCAUUCAAGACAAAUCUUUGCUAGAGAAGCCAUCGAAUACUUUAACCAAGGAAGAUUUUAUAUAUUUGACUGACAUCUUCUAUAAUUGGCCAUUCAAACCAGACAUUAUGAUGGACUUUGUCGAUGUUCUUCAAGAUGAUUGA